AUGCAAUUAAAACAAACAAAUGGCCGAUUCCCCAAUUGUAAAACCGUUCAAAGCCGUAAAAAAGAACUUACGUCAACCACACACGGUGUUAUACUUCGAGGAACACGGAUUGUCAUUCCUGCGGCUCUACAACAACGUGCAAUAGAUAUAGCACAUGAGACACACUUAGGAAUAGAGAAAACGAAGUCUCUAAUUCUUGAAAAUAUCUGGUUUCCGCAAACUGACAACCAAGUCAAAAAAAAAAUUGCUAAGUGCACCACUUGUCAAGCUGUCGGACAGGCGAAUCCUCCAGAACCAUUACGUAUGACCGAAAUGCCACAGUUACCAUGGAGAACUGUCCACAUAGAUUUUUAUGGUCCACUACCAUCGUCUGAAUAUCUUUUAGUGGCGGCAGAUAGAUACUCCAGAUUCCCAGAGGUUGAGAUCGUUCAUUCAACACGAGCCUCAACAGUCGUUCCAAAACUUGACAAAAUGUUCUCAGUCCAUGGCAUUCCUGAUACCAUUAUAUCUGACAAUGGUCCCCCUUUUAAGAAGACGAAGACGAGUAUGUACGAUAUCUGA
Messenger RNA from Paramuricea clavata, 561 nucleotides. NCBI's taxonomy places the organism in Eukaryota, Metazoa, Cnidaria, Anthozoa, Malacalcyonacea, Plexauridae. The record is from the annotation of a GenBank genome assembly.